CCAUGGUCAUCAGGGAUUCUUUCAUCUGUAACACUCUCUUCCUUUCUUAUUGUUUCACAGUUCCAAGCAUUGGUCAAGCUGCCACCCUGGAGAAGCCCACAUUGUCUCUACAUCCACCUUGGACCACAAUCUUCAAGGGCGAGCGGGUAACCUUGCGGUGUGAUGGGCACUACCCUCUGCUCCUGGAGCUGCGACCCAUCAAUACUCUCUGGUAUUUGGGCCACCUACUACUGCCUUCUCACAAGAAGAGCAUCGAGGUACAGACCCCAGGGGUGUAUCGAUGCCAGACACGGGGAGCACCAGUCAGCGACCCCAUCCACCUGUCUGUAUCUAAUGACUGGCUGAUCCUGCAGGUGCCCUACACUGCGGUGUUCGAGGGCGAGCCGCUGAUCAUGCGCUGCCGCGGCUGGUACGACAAGGUGGUCUACAAGCUGCACUAUUACCACGAUGGCCAGGCGGUGCGCUAUUUCCACUCGAGCACCAAUUAUACGGUGUUGCAGGCGCGCGCCAGCGACAGUGGACGCUACCAGUGCUCUGGCACCAUGCGCAUCCCGGUGGAGAGCGCGCCCAUGUUCUCGGCCAAGGUGGCCGUGACCGUGCAAGAGCUGUUCCAGACCCCCGUGCUAAGGGUGCUGCGCCCACACGAGGUCCGCGGCUCCGCGCCCCGUGGGGUGGCCCUGCGCUGUGAGACGCGCUUGCACCCGCAGAAGCGCGACACUCCCCUGCAGUUCGCCUUCUACAAGUACAGUCGCCCCGUGCGCCGCUUCGACUGGGCCCCCGAGUACUCGGUCCCGGAGCCCGAGGUCGAGGAGCUCGAAGCCUACUGGUGCGAGGCGGCCACCUCGACCCGCAGCGUCAGAAAGCGCAGCCCGUGGCUGCAGUUGCCGGGGCAGGGCUCUCCCUUGGAGCUGGCGUCCACCUCUGUCUCGGAUCCCCAGGGUGCCGCCUUGGCGCCAGGUAACAAGCCGCUUUCCUUCAGAAAGCCCCCAGUGUCCAGGUCGGUCCCGCUGGUCACCUCUGUCCCAAAUGCCACCUCAAUGGGGCUACAGUUCCCGGCCGGCCACAGCGCUCCCACUGCUGGGCCGCCCGCCUGCGCUCCGCCCACGCCUACAGGACAGUCCGCAGGAGCGCUGAAACCCGACGUGCACCUUCUCCUCCGAGAAAUGCAGCUGCUCAAAGGUCUUCUGAGCCGGGUGGUCCUGGAAUUAAAGGAGCCACAGGCUCUGUCGGAGCUCACAGGAUCCCCGAAAACUACCACUUCCCACUUGGCUGUGAGCCCAGGGACCCCAGAGAGCACUUCAGUGGAGGCCUGAAGGGCGGCCUCGGUCUUCCUCUGGGACGGCCGCCGCUCAGCAAAGACCUUUCAGAGCCAUCUCUGUCCUUGUUUUGC
Octodon degus (degu) is the source of this 1390-nucleotide messenger RNA. RefSeq names its product Fc receptor like B (gene Fcrlb). Gene Ontology annotation, biological process: cell surface receptor signaling pathway; negative regulation of immune response. Lineage: Eukaryota; Metazoa; Chordata; Mammalia; Rodentia; Octodontidae. The transcript has 5 exons. Gene Ontology annotation, molecular function: transmembrane signaling receptor activity. The coding region runs from base 3 to 1313 and encodes 436 amino acids. The record is from RefSeq and is a predicted model, not a curated record.